GCCUCGCCAGCCAUGGGGCCAUUGGCGUCACCCAGCCCCGCCGCGUUGCCACCAUCUCGGUGGCACAGCGGGUGGCCGAGGAGAUGGGCUGUUCGCUGGGGACUGUGGUUGGGUACCAGGUCCGCUUCGAUGACUGCACCACCGAGGAUACUGCCAUUAAGUAUAUGACUGAUGGCUGCUUAUUGAGGCACAUAUUGGCAGACCCACUUCUCAGCAAGUACAGUAUCAUCAUUUUGGAUGAAGCCCAUGAGCGGAGCCUCAGCACUGAUAUUUUAUUUGGUUUGCUGAAGAAACUAUUUCUCCAGAAGCAACCACCAGAGAGGAAGACAGCCAUGAAAGUGGUGGUGAUGUCAGCCACUCUGGAGGUAGACAAGCUCUCGGAGUUCUUUGGACACUGUUCAGUGCUGCAUAUUCCAGGAAGAAGUUAUCCUGUCAAGGAGAUAUUCUGCAACCUGCUCAGCCCAAGGGACGUAGGCAGCUCUGCGUAUGUUACAGAGGCUGUAAAAGUGACAUUGGACAUCCACUUAAAUGAACCAGAAGGUGACAUCUUGGUUUUCCUGACAGGUCAAAUUGAGAUAGAAAAAGCUUGUGACUUACUCUUCAAGAAAGCAGAAUCUAUCGAUUACCGGUAUGAAGUACACGAUCGGUCUGUUGAAGGCCUGCUUAUCUUACCAUUGUAUGGGUCAAUGUCAACAGAUCAACAGAAAAGCAUCUUUUUGCCAGCUCCGAGGGGUAUUAGAAAAUGUGUGGUAUCCACAAACAUCGCUGCGACAUCUCUGACGAUUGAAGGAGUCAGAUAUGUUGUAGAUAGUGGAUUUGUGAAGCAGUUGAAUCAUAACCCCCGAGUUGGCUUGGACAUACUGGAAGUGGUUCCCAUAUCAAAGAGCGAAGCAAGGCAACGAGCUGGCCGAGCUGGCAGAACAUCAUCUGGAAAAAGCUAUCGCCUCUACAGCAAAGAAUUCUGGGAGCAGUGCAUGCCUGAUCACACGGUCCCAGAGAUCAAGAGAACCAGUCUGACAUCUGUGAUCCUGACCUUGAAGUGCCUUUCUGUGCAUGAUGUCAUAAGAUUUCCCUACUUGGACCGCCCUGAGGAAAGGCAUAUUUUAGAAGCUCUCAAGGAACUUUACCAGUGUGAUGCUAUUGACAGGAGAGGCCACGUGACAAGACUGGGUGAAUUCCUGGUGCAGUUUCCUCUCCCUCCCAAUCUGACCUGUGCUGUCAUAAAAGCUGCUUCUCUUGACUGUGAAGAUCUGCUGCUUCCCAUAGCAGCCAUGUUGUCUGUGGAAAAUGUCUUCAUUCGUCCAGGUGAUCCUCAGAAGCAAAAGGAGGCAGAACUUCAACACCAGGAACUUUCCUCACAAGUGGGAGGAUGCAAUGACUUUGCAACUCUCUUAAAUAUUUUUGAACAGUGUAAAGCAAGCAAGUCUCCUUCAGCUUGGUGCCAGAAAUACUGGAUCCAUUGGAGAGCUUUAAAAUCUGCUUUUAGUGUGGAAAAACAACUUCGGGAAAUCAUCAGUAAACUGAAACAGCUACCAGACUUCCCUAAAGAGACAUUUGAAGGCUCCAGAACUGAAAUUCUAAGAAGAUGUCUGUGUGCAGGAUACUUUAUCAAUGUAGCUAGGAGAUCUGCGGCCAGGACAUUCUGCACAAUGGAUGGACAUGGCAGCAUAGUCUAUAUCCAUCCUUCAUCUGCACUAUAUAACCAGGAGACUCUCCUCGAGUGGAUCAUCUUCCAUGAUGUCACAGUGACAUCCAAAAUCUAUGUCCGGACAGUGUGUCCUGUUCGCUAUGAAUGGGUCAAAGACUUGUUACCCAGAUUGCAUCAAAUCGAUGCGUAUGAACUGAGCAGUGUGGCACGGGAAGAAGUAACUGAAGAGGAAAUAACCAGGUGGCAACAGAGGGAGGACCUUAAAAGGCAGUAUGAAGGAAUCACAGACAACCCUGCGAAGAAGAUGGAGAGAAGGAAUGAUGAUAAAUCAAUACUGGAUGCCCGAGCUCGCUAUCUCGAGAGAAAGCAGCAAAGAGCCCAGGGUUUAAGUGGCCCAUUGAAAGAAUCAGAGUGAUACUCAGGGCUGCUCUGCUCCCAGGGUGAGGAAAGGCAGUUCUGUGCAGUUGUUCUGGGUGUGUUUGCAUAAUGCAAAGUGACUAACUGGAACCAAGGAAAACUUCUGCUUUGUGGUAAGUUUGAGUGCUGAGGCAUACAAAUGCAAUCUUCCUUCGCUGUAUCCAGCAAGGAAAAGUGACC
Messenger RNA from Antrostomus carolinensis (chuck-will's-widow), 2245 nucleotides. It is a transcript of the gene DHX40, whose product is annotated as DEAH-box helicase 40. The annotation marks the transcript as partial. Gene Ontology annotation, cellular component: intracellular anatomical structure. Lineage: Eukaryota; Metazoa; Chordata; Aves; Caprimulgiformes; Caprimulgidae. Gene Ontology annotation, molecular function: RNA binding; 3'-5' RNA helicase activity. The transcript is spliced from 16 exons. The record is from RefSeq and is a predicted model, not a curated record.